Messenger RNA from Aspergillus bombycis, 420 nucleotides. Its product is annotated as gamma-glutamylcyclotransferase family protein. The coding region runs from base 1 to 420 and encodes 139 amino acids. The transcript has a single exon. The record is from RefSeq and is a predicted model, not a curated record. NCBI's taxonomy places the organism in Eukaryota, Fungi, Ascomycota, Eurotiomycetes, Eurotiales, Aspergillaceae.
AUGUCACCAUGCCUUGGUUCCGAUAUUGAUCCCACGCUUCCUCAUCAUCGAGCACAAAGUAUGGAUGAAAUAUUCCUUCCUGCUCAGAACCAGUACCCCGUUUGGUACUUCUUUUACGGGACACUUGCCGACCCUGAGAUUCUUGCGCGGCAAACCUCUCGCUCGGAAUUACCGGUUCUUCGACGGGCUACUGUCAAAGGUGGUAUUAUUAAGAUGUGGGGUGGAAAAUAUAAGGCUCUUAUCGAUGGUCCCUCCUCAGCGAUUGUUGAUGGGUGGACAUAUGAAGUUAACUCGGGAGAGGAGGAAGAACAGCUCCGGUACUAUGAGACUGACCAGUAUGAGGUCGUGAGGUGCGAGAUACAUAUAUUGGAGAGUGGGGUUCUCGUCAAAGGUCUUACCUUCAGAUUCAUUGACGAUUGA